ACAACAGUGUUUCAUUUCCAUUUGUGUCAGAAAUGAAUAUAAGUGUGUUGUACUCUUAGCCUUAAAAAUCAGCUGUUUUGCAUAACAUACCGAAUCCGGUUGAUUUGCGGACAAAACAAGAGCCAAGGAUCAUGCUAAAAACUGCUGUUAGCCGGUUAUUGCAAAAUAAUUUAGCAUCAUGUACGGGCCGAACAAACUUGGUUCGCCGCAACAUCAAUCUGAUUCCCAUGGUGGUGGAGCAAACUGGGCGAGGUGAAAGGGCGUACGAUAUAUUCUCACGUCUGCUUAAGGAGCGAAUUAUUUGCCUGAUGGGCAACAUUACCGAUGAUAUCAGCUCCACCGUUGUAGCCCAGUUACUGUUUCUGCAAUCGGAGAACGUCAACAAGCCAAUACAUUUGUACAUCAAUUCCCCGGGUGGCGUUGUGACGGCUGGCCUGGCCAUCUACGAUACGAUGCAGUACGUCAAGCCACCGAUUGCAACGUGGUGCGUCGGCCAGGCCUGCUCAAUGGGCUCACUAUUGCUGGCGGCAGGUGCACCGGGUAUGCGUUACUCGCUGCCAAAUGCCCGGAUUAUGAUACAUCAGCCCUCGGGCGGCGCUCAAGGUCAAGCCACAGACAUUUUAAUACAUGCCGAGGAAAUUAUCAAAAUUAAGCGCCAGCUAACCAAAAUCUAUGUAAAGCAUGCGAACAACUCGUACGAUGAGAUGUCUACACGAAUGGAGCGGGACCACUUUAUGACCCCAGAAGAGGCCAAGACCCUAGGCAUAAUCGAUCACGUCCUCGAACAUCCUCCAGAGACUGUUUCAGAAACUGGACCAACGUCGGAUGAUGGCAUAGGUAAAGCCCUAUCAGACGAUUCGGAAAAAAAGAAAGCCAAGCAGGCAGCGUAAAAUUUCUUUGAGAUGUAAAAUCCAAAAUCUAUCCUUACAAUUUGAAUCAGUUUGAAUAAGUUUCGAUUUUCAACUUGAAAUGUCGAUAGCUUUCAAUAACAAGAGCCUACAAAAAUAGAUUUACAAAUGUCAAUAGA
This is a messenger RNA of Drosophila serrata, 1027 nucleotides long. RefSeq names its product Caseinolytic protease proteolytic subunit (gene ClpP). Gene Ontology annotation, molecular function: ATPase binding; serine-type endopeptidase activity; ATP-dependent peptidase activity. NCBI's taxonomy places the organism in Eukaryota, Metazoa, Arthropoda, Insecta, Diptera, Drosophilidae. Gene Ontology annotation, biological process: protein quality control for misfolded or incompletely synthesized proteins. The record is from RefSeq and is a predicted model, not a curated record. Gene Ontology annotation, cellular component: endopeptidase Clp complex.